AUGUACUUACAGGAAUUAAAUCACUUCCAAGGCCACAAGUCAGCUGUGGGACUGAUCCAAUUCCGGGGAUUUGCAACCUUAAAGAUGGCGGGUGUCUACGUCGUUCCAGGUCGCCGCUCGCUGCACUUCCCUCGCUGCUCUCCCCGCUCGUCCGGCUCCACGUCACUUCUUACGGGCGCCCAUCACCACCGCCCACGCCCGUCACUUACUGCCCACACGGCCGGCCCGUGCCCCACGCCCACGCUGCCCCCCCGUCACCUAUUGCCCUCCCACCCCACGUCCCGUGCCCACCUUUGCACCACGCCCGUCACCUAUUGCCCCCGUCACCCCGUCACCUUUGCCCCACGCCCCGUCACCUAUUGCCCACGCCCACGUCACCUAUUGCCCCCGUCGCCCACGCCCGUCACCUACGCCCGUCACCUUUUGCGCACGCCCACGCCCGUCACCUACUGCCCCCGCCCACGCCCAUCACCUAUCCGCCAUUUCCCCGCCCUUCAGCUGCCAUCUCCGUUCAUCAUUUAUCAUCCCAGCUCAUCAUUUAUCAAGCCCGCUCACGAUCUGCAAUCUCCGCCCAUCACCUACAACCCCCGCCCACAACCCAUACCAUCCCCGGCCACUACCUACCAUCCCACCCCAUCACCUACAACCCCCGCCCAGAACCCAUACCAUCCCCGACCACCGCCUACAACCCCCGCCCAUAACCUGCACCAUCCCCGCCCACAACCCAUACCAUCCCCGCCCACCACCUACCGCGGCCUACCCAAGAACCGGACCUCACUAUGA
Molecule: messenger RNA, 783 nt
Organism: Penaeus vannamei (Pacific white shrimp)
Lineage: Eukaryota; Metazoa; Arthropoda; Malacostraca; Decapoda; Penaeidae
Source: RefSeq, a predicted model, not a curated record